Molecule: messenger RNA, 993 nt
Organism: Phytophthora infestans T30-4
Lineage: Eukaryota; Oomycota; Peronosporomycetes; Peronosporales; Peronosporaceae
Exons: 1
Coding region: 1-993 (330 amino acids)
Source: RefSeq, a predicted model, not a curated record
AUGAAGCUCCUAUCUUGCCCCCUUGCUGUCGUCGCUGCCGUAUGCUGCUCUUUUCCUCGCUCUAUCGAAGCCCACUCGUGGCUAGUGAAGCCUGUAUCACGUGAUACCGGGCCACGUACGACCGACGGUACCAUAGGCUGCCCCAAAACCAAUGCCGGUACCCCAACUCCGUUCUCCCCCGGUGAGGAGAUUGGCGUUCGCUACUGGCGCAAUAAUCACCUCGGCGGAUUCAUCCGCUGGUCCCUUUCACCAGUCGGUAGUGAGACCGCCUCGAACUUUGACGACAACGUCUUCUUCUACACAUGCCGCGAAUCCGGACCGGACUGUGUCCCCGCUGACGGUUCAACUAGUCGGUAUGCGGGGGAUAGCAGCGGAGAUCACACGAUCUCGUGCGGGGAUACCAUCACUCUACCUGAUUGGCUGGAUGAAGGUGACUACGUGUUGCAAUGGGUCUGGUUUGGUGUGGGCUCCAGCUACGGCAACAUCGGCUGGGCCGAGCCUCAAUUCGUGUCAUGCGCAGACAUCACGCUGACAUCCGCUGGUUCCAGCAGUGAGCCCGAAUGCCCUACUUUUGUUGGAGGCGAUCGAGUGACCAAGAACGAGAAUUUGGGUAACGACGAAUGCUUCUACUUUUACACCAACUCGAUCGAGUCGACGCAGUACAAGGGAAGCAACGAGGACUACGAGCAGAACUAUGUUUUCGGCAAACCUUCGUACGUCGAGAACUGCAGUGGAACUCGUGCUGGUAAUGGGAACGCCACAAUGUCCCCUGUAACGCAAAGCCCCGUCACGACGUCCCCAUCUUCUACAGCUGAAAGCCCGACUGCUACACCCACUUCAACUGAAUAUCCGCCAGAGUCCACCGUCGACGAAAGUAGCGUCGCGGGGGAUGCGAGUAGCAUUUCUGACGAAAGCAGUGCUAGUGAUUAUCCAGCCGGAACUUUAGCACCAGGAGGCUGUAAAGGUAAAAAGCGUUCUUGGACUCGUCAAUAA